CCUGUCGCCCGUAGCAACGUUGCGUUGAUACGUACACACUCAGCGCAGCGGAUUACGGUACCCUACGUGGUUACGUCACAUUUCCGCGCAAGCGUGCUUCGGUCCUGCGUGGAGCGCGUGACGUCACUUGCGACGGUGGGUGCCCGAGAGCUGAAGCGGUUGGUCGUUCUACCCGCGGUUGGUGACGGUUUUAGCGGAGAGUCUCCCCCUCUCGCCCCACAGCUUGGAAGAUCUCGGUGCCAGCGCAGCAGCAGCCCACCAGCCGGUGCAUCAUGAGUGUGGAGGCGUAUGGGCCCAGCUCGCAGACGCUCACCUUCCUGGACACGGAGGAGGCCGAGCUGCUCGGGGCUGACACUCAGGGCUCAGAGUUCGAGUUCACCGACUUCACUCUGCCCAGCCAGACCCAGACUCAGGGGCAGACCCAGAGUCAGCUUGACGGACAGGUCAAUGGCCCAGAUGGCAUACUACAGAAUGGCACAGUCGAUGAUGGUGUGGGAAAAACAAGCCAAUUGUUGGGUGAGCUGAACUUUGAAGAAGAUGAAGAGGAUACAUACUAUACAAAGGACCUUCCUGUUCAUGCCUGCAGCUAUUGUGGGAUUCAUGAUCCAGCUUGUGUUGUCUACUGCAAUACAAGUAAAAAAUGGUUCUGCAAUGGACGCGGAAACACUUCUGGCAGUCACAUUGUAAAUCAUUUGGUGAGAGCAAAGUGUAAAGAAGUUACUUUGCAUAAGGAUGGACCACUUGGAGAGACAGUGUUGGAAUGCUACAAUUGCGGGUGUCGAAAUGUGUUCCUCCUGGGAUUCAUUCCUGCUAAGGCAGAUUCUGUGGUUGUGCUUCUGUGCAGACAACCAUGUGCCAGUCAGAGCAGCUUGAAGGAUAUCAACUGGGACAGCUCCCAGUGGCAACCUCUUAUUCAGGACCGUUGCUUCCUUUCUUGGCUGGUGAAGAUCCCAUCUGAACAGGAACAGCUAAGAGCUCGCCAAAUUACGGCCCAACAAAUAAACAAACUGGAGGAGCUGUGGAAGGAAAACCCCUCUGCAACGUUGGAGGAUCUGGAAAAGCCUGGUGUGGAUGAGGAACCCCAGCAUGUUCUGCUUCGGUAUGAGGAUGCCUAUCAGUACCAAAAUAUAUUUGGACCACUUGUUAAGCUUGAAGCUGAUUAUGAUAAAAAGCUGAAGGAAUCUCAAACACAAGAUAACAUUACAGUGCGCUGGGACCUCGGCCUCAACAAGAAGAGGAUUGCUUAUUUCACUUUGCCAAAAACUGAUUCUGAUAUGCGUUUAAUGCAAGGAGACGAAAUAUGUUUGAGGUACAAAGGUGACCUUGCACCAUUGUGGAAAGGGAUUGGCCAUGUGAUCAAAGUCCCAGACAAUUACGGUGAUGAAAUUGCCAUAGAGUUGAGAAGCAGUGUUGGUGCUCCAGUGGAAGUAACUCACAAUUUUCAAGUGGAUUUUGUGUGGAAGUCAACGUCCUUCGACAGAAUGCAGAGUGCAUUGAAGACCUUUGCUGUAGACGAAACUUCAGUUUCUGGGUACAUAUAUCAUAAACUUCUGGGUCAUGAAGUGGAAGAUGUAAUUAUUAAGUGUCAGCUUCCAAAGAGGUUCACAGCGCAAGGGCUACCAGAUCUCAACCAUUCACAGGUUUAUGCCGUGAAAACGGUUUUACAACGUCCACUCAGUCUUAUUCAGGGGCCUCCAGGUACUGGAAAAACUGUAACAUCUGCUACAAUUGUUUAUCAUCUUGCUAGACAGGGAAAUGGACCUGUGUUGGUGUGUGCGCCAAGCAAUAUUGCAGUGGAUCAACUGACUGAGAAAAUCCACCAGACUGGUCUUAAAGUUGUUCGUCUGUGUGCAAAAAGCCGCGAAGCUAUUGAUUCUCCAGUUUCCUUCUUGGCAUUGCAUAAUCAGAUUCGCAACAUGGAAAGCAUGCCAGAGCUGCAGAAAUUGCAGCAGCUGAAAGACGAGACUGGAGAACUCUCUUCUGCUGAUGAGAAACGAUAUAGAGCUCUUAAAAGAACAGCCGAAAGGGAACUGCUUAUGAAUGCUGAUGUAAUUUGCUGUACAUGCGUGGGAGCAGGUGACCCUAGGCUUGCAAAAAUGCAAUUUCGUUCAAUUCUGAUAGAUGAAAGUACACAAGCCACGGAGCCUGAAUGUAUGGUACCAGUGGUUCUUGGAGCAAAACAGCUUAUUUUGGUGGGAGAUCAUUGUCAGCUUGGCCCAGUUGUGAUGUGUAAAAAAGCUGCAAAGGCUGGACUGUCCCAGUCUCUCUUUGAGAGGCUUGUGGUACUUGGAAUUAGACCUAUCCGUCUACAGGUUCAGUACCGAAUGCAUCCUGCAUUGAGUGCUUUUCCAUCGAACAUUUUCUAUGAAGGCUCCCUUCAAAAUGGUGUGACCGCAGCUGAUCGUGUGAAGAAAGGUUUCGACUUCCAGUGGCCACAACCAGACAAGCCAAUGUUUUUUUAUGUUACCCAGGGACAAGAAGAAAUUGCCAGUUCCGGCACCUCCUACUUGAACAGGACAGAAGCUGCGAAUGUUGAGAAAAUCACUACCAAGCUUCUGAAGGCAGGUGCCAAACCAGACCAAAUUGGCAUAAUUACUCCAUAUGAAGGGCAGAGAUCGUACCUAGUUCAGUACAUGCAGUUUAGUGGCUCAUUGCACACUAAACUCUACCAGGAAGUGGAAAUUGCUAGUGUUGACGCUUUUCAAGGCAGAGAGAAGGACUUUAUUAUUCUUUCCUGUGUAAGAGCUAAUGAACACCAGGGCAUUGGUUUCUUAAAUGAUCCUCGUCGUUUGAAUGUGGCUUUGACUAGAGCAAGAUAUGGUGUUAUUAUUGUGGGCAACCCAAAAGCACUUUCAAAGCAACCCCUGUGGAAUCACCUACUAAAUUACUACAAGGAACAGAAAGUUCUUGUGGAGGGACCACUCAACAAUCUCCGAGAAAGUUUAAUGCAGUUCAGCAAACCUCGGAAACUUGUAAACACUAUUAAUCCUGGAGCUCGUUUCAUGACCACCGCUAUGUACGAUGCCCGUGAAGCAAUAAUUCCUGGAUCCGUCUAUGAUCGAAGCAGUCAAGCUCGACCCUCGAAUAUGUAUUUUCAAACUCACGAUCAAAUUGGUAUGAUCAGCUCUGGACCCAGUCAUGUAACUGCAAUGAACAUUCCUAUACCAUUCAAUUUGGUUAUGCCUCCAAUGCCCCCACCAAGCUAUUUUGGACAGGCCAAUGGGCCAACUGCAGGUAUGCAUGCAUUUUUGUUUUCUGGAUGGAUGUUUUGA
Messenger RNA from Pseudophryne corroboree (corroboree frog), 3272 nucleotides. RefSeq names its product UPF1 RNA helicase and ATPase (gene UPF1). The transcript is spliced from 21 exons. The record is from RefSeq and is a predicted model, not a curated record. Gene Ontology annotation, biological process: nuclear-transcribed mRNA catabolic process, nonsense-mediated decay. Bases 273 to 3272 code for a protein of 999 amino acids. Lineage: Eukaryota; Metazoa; Chordata; Amphibia; Anura; Myobatrachidae. Gene Ontology annotation, cellular component: cytoplasm. Gene Ontology annotation, molecular function: zinc ion binding; ATP binding; hydrolase activity.